AUGAAUUUGUUGAAUAGCAGCAGCGGCAACAGAAGAAGAGAGCUUGGCUUUCUCAUUCUCUACGCAGCUGCUUUCUACGCCUUCAUCAUUCAUCGAUCCCUUCAGCUCUCUCGCGAUCAUUAUCUUAAACUCUUUGGUUUGCGUCCUGGAUGGUUGUUGCCUCAUCGCCUCAAUGAUGUUUCUGAUGCACAAUGGAGAAACUUUCAAGGAAAUUUACCUGUUCUUACCGUUGUUUUCACACUUUUUACGUUGAUCGCCAAUUUAUUGAGGACAAGCUUUCACUUAAAAGCGAGAGGGAUGUCCAUUAUUUGGAUUUUGAUAUCUUUCACAUACCUAUCAUAUCUGCAUGGAGCCUGCAUCAUAUUUAUCCUCUCAAUCGCGUCGGUGAAUUUUCUUUUAGUAAAGAUAUUUGCACGAACAAAGUACUUCUCUUUUGUAUUUUGGAUUUUCAACAUAUUCUUUCUUCUGUGCAAUCGUGUUUAUGAAGGAUAUUCAUUUUCCAUGAUUGGGCAACAGUGGGCAUAUUUGGAUAACUUUCGGGGCACCUUUAGAUGGCACAUUUGCUUUAACUUUGUUGUUUUGCGCAUGAUAAGCUUUGGCUACGAUUACCAUUGGGCACAUCGAGAUUCUCGUUUUGACCAUAAGAAACACAUUCAACGGUGCGAUAUUUGUAAAUCAGGGAAAACUUGUUACCAAAGUUUACAGGAGAGAGGUGUCCAGAAUGACAAAUUUUCCUUUAUGACUUACCUUUCUUAUUUGGUAUAUGCACCACUUUAUCUUGCUGGGCCGAUUGUAAGCUUCAAUGCAUUUGCCUCACAGUUGGAUGUUCCUCAAAAUAACUUAUCAGCUAGAGACAUUGCUUGGUAUGGUUUGCGCUGGGUAUUCAGUCUUCUUCUGAUGGAACUAAUGACACAUCUUUUUUAUUACAAUGCGUUUGCAAUCAGUGGCCUGUGGAAAGAGUUACAUCCUAUGGAUGUGUUUAUUAUUGGAUAUGGGGUUUUAAUAUUCAUGUGGCUAAAGUUUUUUCUGAUAUGGCGCUAUUUCCGGUUCUGGUCACUGAUAUGUGGCAUUGAGGUCCCUGAGAAUAUGCCAAGGUGUAUAAAUAAUUGCUACAACCUGGAACCUUUUGGAAGAACUGGCAUGCUUCCUACAACAAAUGGCUUGUAUUUGUACAUUCCUCUUGGGGGCACUCGGAGGAAGCUUCUCAAUGUGUGGGUUGUAUUCACAUUUGUUGCCAUUUGGCAUGAUCUAGAGUGGAAGCUUCUUUCCUGGGCAUGGCUGACGUGCUUAUUCUUUAUUCCGGAAAUGAUAUUAAAAUCAGCAGUAAAUGCAUUUCAGGUUGAGAGUACUCAUGGGGAGUUUGUUGUUCGCGAACUAAGUGCAGUUGCUGGUGCUAUCACUAUCACUUGUCUCAUGGUAGCAAACCUUGUUGGUUUUGUUAUUGGACCAUCUGGCAUUAGUUGGUUGAUUUCUCAAUUCCUUAACAGAGAAGGACUACCUGUUCUGGCUGGCAUGCUUUUGACGUUUUAUGUGGGGACAAAGUGGGUGUGUGCCUGCCAUUUCUAUGAUUGGUCUAAAGUUGGAUUGUCCUGCAGCUUAUGUUCCACAUCCGUGAUGCAAAGCAAAGUAGCAGCUAAAUUGGCUCGAUGUAAUCGGCCCCGAUGGCUAAAGGCUGGUAUGGAAACCAACGUCCGUCCGAAGUUCCAAAUUAGAGACGGGUUUGCCGAUAUUAUAAUACAAGGUAUGUGGGUUCACGCUGAGGACAUUUGA
Messenger RNA from Prunus armeniaca (apricot), 1770 nucleotides. The record is from the annotation of a GenBank genome assembly. Lineage: Eukaryota; Viridiplantae; Streptophyta; Magnoliopsida; Rosales; Rosaceae.